Neomonachus schauinslandi (Hawaiian monk seal) is the source of this 5811-nucleotide messenger RNA. It is a transcript of the gene SCN7A, whose product is annotated as sodium voltage-gated channel alpha subunit 7. Bases 1 to 5040 code for a protein of 1679 amino acids. Gene Ontology annotation, cellular component: voltage-gated sodium channel complex; axon; plasma membrane. The transcript is spliced from 24 exons. The record is from RefSeq and is a predicted model, not a curated record. NCBI's taxonomy places the organism in Eukaryota, Metazoa, Chordata, Mammalia, Carnivora, Phocidae. Gene Ontology annotation, molecular function: voltage-gated sodium channel activity. Gene Ontology annotation, biological process: membrane depolarization during action potential; sodium ion transmembrane transport; neuronal action potential.
AUGGCUUCCCCAGAACCAAAGGGCCUUGUCCCCUUCACCAGAGAGUCUCUUGAACUUAUGAAACAGCAUAUUGCUAAAAAGCACAGUGAGAACCAAAGAGAUUUAAAGCCCAACACUGACUUGGAAGUUGGAAAAGAGCUUCCAUUUGUUUAUGGGAAUCUCCCUCGAGGAAUGCUGUUGGAGCCUUUGGAAGAUGCAGACCCAUACUAUAAGAAUAAAAAUACUUUCAUGGUAUUAAAUAAAAGUAGAACAAUCUUCAGAUUCAAUGCCACGUGGUGUACAUUUUCUCCUUUCAGUUCAACUAGAAGAACAGCUAUUAAGAUUUUGGUACAUCCCUUUUUCCGACUAUUCAUUUUAAUUAGUGUCUUGACUGACUGCAUAUUUAUGUCCGUGACUGAGAUACCAAAAUGGGGCCCAAUAUUACAGAAUACUUUGCUUGGAAUUUACACAUUUGAAAUACUUAUAAAACUCAUUGCAAGAGGCAUCUGGGUAGAACCUUUUUAUUUCUUUGGUGAUCCAUGGAACUGGCUCGAUUUCAGUGUAACUUUGUUUGAGCACAUAACAAGAUACUUAGCUCUCAACUCCAUUACAAUAUUUAGAAUUUCAAGAAAUUUGAGAAUUUUGAAAAUUAUUCCCCUAAACCAAGGUCUGAAGUCUUUCGUAGGGAUCCUCAUCCACUGCUUGAAGAAACUUACUGGUGUCAUUUCCCUAACUCUGUUUUUUCUGAGUGUAUUUUCCCUAAUUGGGAUGGGGCUCUUCAUGGGCAACCUGAAGCAUAAAUGUUUGCGAUGGCCCCAGGAAAAUGAAACUGCAACCCUCCACAACAGAACUGAAAAUCCAUAUUAUAUCCGAGAAACAGAAAACUUUUAUUAUUUGGAAGGAGAAAGAUAUGCUCUUCUUUGUGGUAACAGAACAGAUGCUGGUCAGUGUCCUGAAGGAUAUGUGUGUGUGAAAGCUGGCACAAAUCCUGAUUAUGGCUUCACAAAUUUUGACACUUUUGGCUGGGCCUUACUUGCCCUGUUUCGGUUAAUGACACAGGAUUACCCUGAAGCACUUUAUCAUCAGAUCCUUUAUGCUUCUGGGAAGGUCUACAUGAUAUUUUUUGUUGUGAUAAGCUUUUGGUUUGCUUUUUACAUAGCAAGUUUGUUCUUGGGCAUACUUGCUAUGUCCUAUGAAGAAGAAAAGCAGAAAGCUGCUGAAAAAGCUAAGAAGAUUGAGCUAAAAUAUCAGCAGACUUUGAAAGCACUUCAAGAAGGAGACGAAGCAGCCGAGACCAAGACCACACAAAUAGAAAUGAAGAAAAGAUCACCAACUUCUAUGAUCUCUUCUUUGAAUAUGUUGGAUGAUGCUACGGCUGCUAUCAGACAUGAGGAAGAACCUAAAAAAUCCAGGAAGAGAUGCCCAUUGUGUUGGUAUAGAUUUGCUAAAACUUUCUUGAUCUGGAAUUGUUCUCCCUGUUGGUUAAAAUUGAAAGAGUUUAUCCAUAUGAUUAUAAUGGACCCAUUUACCGAUCUUGUCCUUACUGUAUGCAUAAUUCUAAACAUAUGUUUUUUGGCCUUGGAAUGUUAUCCAAUGAGUGAAGAAACCAACAAUAUUCUCAGCAUUGGAAACCUGAUUUUUAUUGGAAUUUUCACAGCAGAAACGAUUUUGAAAAUAACUGCAAUGCAUCCAUAUGGGUAUUUUCAAGUAGGUUGGAACAUUUUUGAUAGCCUGAUUGUGUUCCAUGGUUUAGCAGAGCUUUAUCUAGCAAAUAUUCACGGGAUGGCUCUUUUUCGAACAUUCAGGGUGUUGAGAAUUUUCAAGUUGGCAAAAUACUGGCUGACAUUUAAGAUUCUGAUGCAGAUUCUUAAUAACUCCUUGGUGGCCCUGAAAGACUUGGUCCUGCUGUUGUUCAUGUUCACAUUCUUUUCUGCUGUUGUUGGCCUGACGCUGUUUGGUAUGAGUUAUGAAGUAUGUGUCUGCAACAUAGACAAAGACUGUCGACUCCCACGCUGGCACAUGCAUGACUUCUUCCACUCCUACCUGAAUGUGUUCCGGAUUCUCUGUGGAGAGUGGAUAGAGACUUUGUGGGAUUGCUUUAAGGUAGCAGGCCAAUUUGGUUGUAUUCCUUUUUACAUGAUGGUCAUUUUAAUUGGAAACUUAUUGAUAAUUUACCUGUUCCUGGCAUUGGUGAGCUCAUUUAGUUCAUACAAGGCUACAACAACUGAAGAGGACGAUGAAGCAAAAAAUCUCCAGCGUGCAGUGGCAAAGAUUCAGAAAGGAAUAAACUACGUGCUUUCUAAAAUGUUAUGCAAAAACCAAAAUGUUUCAAAGGACACAAUGGACGAUGUAAAUGCUGUAUAUGUUAAAGAGACUAUUUCUGACCAUACCCUUUCUGAAUUAAGCAACACUCAAGAUUUCCUCAAGGAUAAGGAAAAAAGCAGUGGCACAGAGAAAAACACAAUGACUGAAAAUGAGAGUCAAUCACUUAUCCCCAGUCCUAGUGCCUCAGAAACUGUACCAAUUGCUUCAGGAGAAUCUGAUAUAGAAAAUCUGGAUAAUAAGGAGGUUCAAAGCAAGUCAGGUGAUGGGAGCAGUAAAGAGAAGGUAAAGCAAUCUAGCUCGUCUGAAUGCAGUACAGUUGACAUUGCUAUCUCUGAAGAAGAAGAAAUGGCUUAUGAAUGUGAGAAGCCAAAGCAUCUGAAAAACGAUUAUAGACAAAGAUCUUCAUCUGGCCAACUUAGUAGAGAAUCCAAGAAAAGAAAAAUUUGGCAGAACAUAAGGAAAACCUGCUGCAAGAUAGUGGAAAACAGUUGUUUUAAGUGUUUCAUUGGCCUUAUCACUCUGCUCAGCACAGGUGCUCUGGCUUUUGAGGAUAUAUAUAUUGACCAGAGAAAGACUAUUAAAAUCUUAUUAGAAUAUGCUGACAUGAUCUUCACUUACAUCUUCAUUCUGGAAAUGCUUCUAAAGUGGAUGGCAUAUGGUUUUAAAGCCUAUUUCACUAAUGGCUGGUACAAGCUAGACUUCAUGGUUGUUAUUGUGUUUUGUCUUAGCUUAAUUGGCAAAUCUCGGGAGGAAUUAAAACCACUUAUUUCCAUUAAAUUCAUUCGGGCACUCAGAGUUCUAUCUCAAUUUGAAAGAAUGAAGGUGGUUGUGAGAGCUUUGAUAAAAACAACUUUACCUGCUUUGAAUGUGUUUCUGGUCUGCUUUAUGAUCUGGCUGGCUUUUAGCAUCAUGGGAGUACACUUAUUUGCUGGCAAGUUCUAUGAAUGCAUUGACCCAACAAGUGGAGAAAGGUUUCCUAUAUCCAAAGUCAUGAAUAAGAGUCAGUGUGAAAGCCUUAUGUUUAAUGAAUCCAUGCCAUGGGAGAAUGCAAUACUGAACUUUGAUAAUGUUGGAAAUGGGUUCCUUUCAUUGCUUCAAGUAGCAACAUUUAAUGGAUGGAUCACUAUUAUGAAUUCAGCAGUUGAUUCUAUUGGUGUAAAUAGGCAACCUAAUUUUGAAGACAACAUCUACAUGUAUUGUUACUUUAUCAACUUUAUUAUUAUCGGAUUAUUUCUUCCUUUGAGUAUGCUGAUCGGUGUUAUUAUUGCUAAUUUCAACAAGUAUAAAAUAAAGCAGGGAGGCUCAAAUAUCUUUAUAACAGUCAAACAGAAGAAACAAUCCCGUGCACUGAGGAGGCUGUUGUGUGAGGACUAUCAAAAAACAAUCCAUCGCCCAGGAAACAAAUUCCAAGGAUUCAUCUUUGACUUGGUAACAAAUGAAGUUUUUAAUGCCAUCAUUAUAGCUCUUAUCUGUUUUCAAGCAAUAACCAUUAUGAUACAAAGUGAUGAACAGAGUCAAAAUAUGGACAUUGCUCUCUGCUGGAUUAACUUAAUUCUUAUUAUACUAUACACUGGAGAAUGUAUACUGAAGCUCAUCGCUUUCCAUUGCAACUAUUUCACCAUCGGAUGGAACAUUUUUGAUUUUAUGGUGGUCAUUUUCUCUGUUACAGAACUAUUUCUACCUAUGACGAUAGGAUACUACCUUGUGCCUCCUUCCAUUAUGGAACUGAUACGACUCUCACGGAUUAUCCACAUCCUGCGUCCUGGGAAAGGACCAAAGGUAUUCCGUGAUCUACUGCUCCCUUUGAUGUUGUCUCUCCCAGCAUUAUUGAACAUCAGUCUUCUCAUCUUCCUGGUCAUGUUUGUCUAUGCCAUCUUUGGAAUGUACAAUUUUGCCUAUGUUAAAAAGGAAGCUGGAAUUAAUGAUGUGUCCAACUUUGAAACCUUUGGUAGCAGUAUGCUCUGUCUUUUCCAAGUUACAAUAUUUGCUGGCUGGGAUGGGAUGCUCAAUGCAAUUUUCAACAGUAAAUGGUCUGACUGUGAUCCUGAUAAAAUUAACCCUGGGACUCAGGUUAGAGGAGAUUGUGGUAACCCCGUUGUUGGGAUUAUUUAUUUUGUCAGUUACAUACUCAUAUCAUGGCUGAUCAUAGUAAACAUGUACAUUGUUGUUGUCAUGGAAUUUUUAAAUAUUGCUUCUAAAAAAAAUGGCAAGACAUUAAGUAAAGAUGAUUUUAGGAGAUUUUUUCAGGUAUGGAAGCGGUUUGAUCCUGAUAGGACACAGUAUAUAGACUCUAGCAAGCUUUCAGAUUUUGCAGCUGCUCUUGACCCUCCUCUGUUUAUGGCAAAACCAAACAAGGGCCAGCUCAUUGCCAUGGAUCUUCCCAUGGCUGCUGGAGACAGAAUUCAUUGCCUUGACAUCUUACUUGCUUUAACAAAGAGAGUUAUGGGUAAAGAUUUGAGGAUGGAGAAAAUGAUUUCAGAGAUGGAAUCAGGGUUUGUAUCAGCCAACCCUUUUAGGAUCACAUAUGAGCCAAUUACAACUACCCUGAAACGAAAACAAGAGGCAAUCUCAGCAACCAUAAUUCAACGUGCUUAUAAAAGUUACCGCUUGAGGCAAAACGACAAAAAUGCAUCAGAUAUUCGUAUGAUAGAUGAUGACAAGGAAGUUCAAGCUACUGCAGGAAAUGCCUAUUUUGACAAAGCUGAGGAAAAGUCAAUUAUUCAAGGCCAAAUCUAAUCCCACUUACCACCUUUUCACCUUCUAAAAAUGUUAGAAGUUUGAAUCAGAAACAAAAAGAUCAAAGAAGUAAAGAUUUUACUUACUCACCAGUUGUCUACAAUCCAUGGAAGUUAAGCUUGUGUUCACAAGACUCCAUGUCAAGUUUACUUUUUACCGUUGUAUAUUCAGUCUAACCAAGACAACCCCUUAAAAUCACUUUCGUGAGUUAAAAUGCCUUAAAAUUGCCAUUUGAUAAUCCAAAUGGCUUGUUUUCUCUAUCUGGCUUUUAUGGGGUGUGCUUCUCCUAGAGGAUUGGGGAGGUGAUAGUAGAAACUAGUAGCAAAAGGGGCUUCCUCAUAUAUUUUAUGUCUACUUUAUGGGAUUCAAGGACUUAGUUACAAAUAAGCAAGUACAGUAAGUACUUUCUUAAGGUGGGAUAGUGUUAAAAAAUACAGUGCUACAGGCCAUUAAAUCAUUAACUUGCCUAGACAGAUGCCAACUGGGGGAAGAGAAAAAGGCAGUUCUUAGAAAGUUCCUUUGAGAUCAACCACAGAUCCUCUUGGGCUGAUCCAAACCAUGUUUGUUUGACUGGAGCCUUGGUUUUGGUUUUUGUUUUCUUUUAUUUUUUUACUGAGGAUUAAUAUUAUUUGAUUGGUUUUGGAUUCCUGGUUUUUCAUCUCUUUGGCUAGUUCUACCUAAGCUCUAGCUCUUCAACAUAAUGGAUUCAGAGAAUAAGAAGCACAAAGAGACCUAGAAUUAUGGCCUAUAUUUUCCUCAUUUAUACUUUUU